Messenger RNA from Contarinia nasturtii (swede midge), 3751 nucleotides. Its product is annotated as dipeptidyl peptidase 9. NCBI's taxonomy places the organism in Eukaryota, Metazoa, Arthropoda, Insecta, Diptera, Cecidomyiidae. The record is from RefSeq and is a predicted model, not a curated record. Bases 333 to 3086 code for a protein of 917 amino acids. Gene Ontology annotation, molecular function: serine-type peptidase activity; dipeptidyl-peptidase activity. Gene Ontology annotation, biological process: proteolysis. The transcript is spliced from 9 exons.
AAUCAUUUUAUACGCGCGACGGUGUUUGAGUGUUUGAACCUAUAUACAUAUAUAGAUGUACAAUUGUACAUAUUGCGGUUGUUCAUUAGAACCCUGAUGUCAUGUCGUUGUACAAACAAAGUGCAUGAAAAUAAUUGUGUGAAAGAUUUUCAAUUUUCUAGUUUGUCAUUGCCGUUCUGCCGAUGUGCAUACAUUCUACAUAUGUUUAAAGUGAAAAAUUGCGAUGACAUUAUAUCAAUGAUUUAAACAGAUAUUUGCAACACAAAAUUGGAAACAUUGAACGCGCGCGUAUUUCAUUUCCACGCCGCAAUUACAUUAAAUUGUGAAAAUUUAUGGUGAAUUUAUCGCUCAUUGCAACAGAAUUACUUCGGAAUUUGCAUUUUCUGCAUAAAUUGGUUUCAGGACCCGUUAUGGAUACAAAUGUUACGGCAAGUACAAGUAUUUGGCAGAAUCAUUGUAAUGGAAGUCCAUCGUCACAAUCAACAUCAGUACAACAAGCAACCGAUAUGGAACCAAUUCCACGCAAAAAAACCUGGUCAGAAUUAAAAGAGUCGGUCACCGAAUUGCGAAAACAAUUAUCAAGACUAUCCACGAUGGUGCCGAUGAACAUACAAUUUCGUAAAUUGAGCGAUGGACGUGUACGGAUUUAUUUUCUGGGUGCACCGCCCAACGGAUGGGAAACGACAUUACUUUGCACUGACAUUACGCCCAAUAUGUUGUCAUCAGAAUCAAACGAUGAUUUACACAAUCUGAGAUUACAUUGGCAAUUAUUGCUCGAGCCAUCAAUUCCCAAUUUGGCAUCGAAUAAUUCGUGUGUUAGAGCUUUUCAAUUGUUAUUGGAACGAAAACGACUGUCAACAUUUGGAAUAACAUCAUAUGAACUGCAUAAAAAAAGUGGUCGCAUGAUUUUUCCCGCAUCCAGCUCUCUAUUCCAAUGCCUUGACACCGGCUACAAUUCGAGUCCCUUGUAUCCAUCGGAGUUAGUGCAAUUACGUGGCGCUCUCGAUCCACAAAUUUGUCCAGAUAAUUCAGAAGUCGUGGCAUACAUUUCAUCGGGUGAUAUUUGGGUAAUAAACAUGGUUAGCGGACACAAUAUACGUUUAACAAAUGCACACGAUGAAAAUAAAUCGUUCAGUGAUAAUCCUCUCAGUGCUGGUGUUCCAUCGUAUGUAAUGCAAGAGGAAUUCAGUCGAUAUCAAGGUUUUUGGUGGCAACCGAAUAGCGAUGAUGGUAUAUUUCGAAUUCUGUACGAAGAGGUUGACGAAAGUGAUGUGCUGUUGUUCAAGUUUCCAUCAUCACAACCGGUUGGCAUUGAUUAUGAAGAGUAUCGGUUUCCCCGUGCAGGUUCACCAAAUGCCAAAUCAAAAUUGAAAUUAGUUCAAUUCGAACUGUCGGAAACGCUUCAAAUCGAAAAUGUUUGCAUAAAAGACCUACAACAUCCGCUCACCUAUCAUAUACCUUGGUUGGAAUACAUUGUACGCGUUGGUUGGAUGCCAGAUUCACAGCAUAUAUGGGCACAAUUGUUAAAUCGUCAACAGAAUCGUUUGGAUUUAAUUGUGAUACCGUUGAAAAAUUUCUCCGAUGUUUGCAACAGCAACAGUAAUAGCACAGAAACAACAUCACCGAAUGGUUCGGCCAUCGUGGAGCAUAGCUGGCAAUCCAGCCUAACCAAACAAUCGGCACCGAUUCAAGUAAUUUGGUCACAAGUAGCAAGUACCUGGAUAAAUGUUAACGACAUACUCGAAUUCAUUGAAGUAACUGACACACAAGUCACAUUUAUUUGGGCAUCGGAAGAAACUGGCUUCAGACAUUUGUAUUUGGUGACAUCACUUUUACAACAGCAGCAGCAGCAGUCAGAAUCGAAUCAAUCCAAAAAUGGAAUGGUGAACAGCGGUGACAAUAUGAAACAAGCGCUAUGGGAACCAUGUAUUAUUUCGAAAGUAGCGCUCACCUCAGGCGAAUGGGAAGUGUUGGGUCGCAAUUUAUGGUACGAUCGUAAAAAGAAAUUAGUGUAUUUUUUAGGUUUACGUGAAACACCGUUGGAGAAACAUUUGUAUGUGGUUAGCCUAUCACAACCGAAUCAUAUUCGUUUGCUUACGAAACCAGGAAAUUCGUAUGCAGUUGAAUUCAACGAUGAGUGCAACAUUAUUGUGCAAACAUAUUGCAAUAUUCAUCAAUUGCCCACGUGUGGUGUAUUUGAAGUUUGUGAUACAAAUGAUAUGCAAGGCGAAAUCGUUGAAAACAUUGAACUACGAUUACUUGGAUACCUAUUUGAGGGUGGCAUUCCAAGUACGGUACAAUUACAGAAAUUCAGUCCAUCCAUUUAUAGUCGACAAUUACAGUCAGGCGAACAAAUAUAUGCAAUGGUAUUUAAACCACACAACUAUAAACCGGGUCAACGAUAUCCAACCGUCGUAAACGUAUACGGGGGACCAGAAGUCCAAACGGUUAACAAUACAUUUAAGGGAAUGCGUCAGUUGAGAAUGCACAUGUUGGCCGCACAAGGUUAUUGCGUUGUUUGCAUCGAUUCAAGAGGAUCGAGGCAUCGGGGAGUUGAAUUUGAAUCUCAUUUAUGGCGACGCAUGGGCUCUGUUGAACUAGCAGAUCAAGUUGAAAUACUGACACGUUUGGUGAAUGACUUGGGAUACAUUGAUAUUGACCGUGUGGCUAUACAUGGUUGGUCAUACGGAGGUUAUCUAAGUUUGAUGGGAUUAAUUCAGUAUCCAUCCAUUUUCAAAUUGGCCAUUGCCGGAGCGCCAGUGACCAACUGGGAAUUGUAUGACACGGGCUACACUGAACGCUACAUGGAUUUGCCAGAACAUAACAAAGAGGGCUAUGCAAACGGUUCGGUAUUGAGCUAUAUUAAUCAAUUUCCAGACGACGAUAAUCGACUGUUGAUCAUUCAUGGUUUAAUCGAUGAAAAUGUACAUUUCUAUCACACAUCUGAGCUUAUCAAUCUCCUCAUCAAAGCCAAUAAACCGUAUCAACUGCAAGUUUAUCCACGUGAACGGCACUCGCUGCGUAAUUUGGAAGCGAGCAAACACUAUGAGACGACAUUACUUUCGUUUCUGCAAAAUAAUUUAUAAAUCCAUUUAUAUAUCUUUUCACACUAAUCAGCGCCUUAUUUACACGUUAUGUGCUAUCGUUUUACCCUUUAUAUAUAUUGCCUUCGUUCUAUAGACAUGCAUACGAGAUUUAAAUACAGCUCAAUCAUUUUAUUUUAAACUAAGUUCACAAUAAUCGCUAAUAUUUUCUCAAAUUAUUUCACUUUUAAAAUUCGAACAUCAUCUUCAUUUAACGUUAAAAUAACUUCCUUUAGUUUAGAUAUUAAAUAUUCGUAAAAAAAGCAAUACUGUGCAAAAAUGACACAAAUGUUGAUAAGAAUUUUUUUUCUUUUUAAACUUUUUCUGUGAGUUGAUUUUGUUCGCGUCUUUAAAAAAAAUCUCGAUUGUUGACCUGAGGUGUAGUGUGUUAGAUUUUUUCAGCCCAAUAAGUAAGAUAAAUAACAUGUAUUGAAAGAAUAAAAUAUAAAAAAAAUAUUAGGGAAUAGCUUUUUGAAAAAUUGAAGCGGGAUUGUUCUUUUUUUCAAUUAAAAAGAAGUAUGAUGAAGACAGUAAUUAUUUAUUGAAGAAAACAAAUAAAACGAUUUGAUCGGAGAGUCCAAAGUUCACAUAUACUACAAACCAUGUAUUCAAUAUAUUUCGGAACAAAUACAAUAAACUCCAUUUCUAUAUUUUGCGUUUGAGAGAAA